Messenger RNA from Panicum virgatum (switchgrass), 1173 nucleotides. RefSeq lists its product as uncharacterized. The coding region runs from base 94 to 705 and encodes 203 amino acids. Lineage: Eukaryota; Viridiplantae; Streptophyta; Magnoliopsida; Poales; Poaceae. The transcript is spliced from 7 exons. The record is from RefSeq and is a predicted model, not a curated record.
CCUCCCGCUUCCGAUUCCUUCCUUCCCCUCGCUCCCCACCCCACCUCACCUCGCCGCCCGAGGGUGGAAGCUCCGCGAGCCCGAACCCUAGACAUGGCGAACGCGUCGGCGGCGGCCGGGCCCUCCUCCUCGUCCUCCCCGCAGGCCAGCGGCGGGGACGCGCCGCGGCAGCGCCGGCCCCCGCGCGCCGGCUCCGACCCGCUCCUCAUCGUCUGCGGCUGCUUCAGCGUCGUCACGGCCGCAACCGCGCUCCUCUGCGUCGCCGUCAACGUCCUCUCCGCCGUCCAGGCAUUCCGCGCCGGCUCCAACAUAUUCGGGGGCAUAUUCCGGUGCUACGCGGUGGUGUUCUCGCUCUUCGUCGGCGUUCUCGAGACCGAGUGGGGAUUCAUCAUCAAGUUCUGGAAGAUAUUUGAAUACUGGCCUGCACGGGGAAUGCUACAGAUCUUUGUUGCUGUCAUGACAAAGGCAUACCCAAGUAUUGAAAGGAAUGAUCUGAUUUUGCUCCAGGAGAUUGCCAGCUAUAUGCUUCUUGCAUGUGGAGCUGUCUAUGUUAUCUCGGGGAUAUUGUGCAUCGGUGUGCUAAAACGUUCUAGGCAGCAGAAAGCGACAUCAAGGGAGCAAGCAGUCAAGGAUCUGCAGGAGCUGGAGAGACGAAGAGAAGAACUUGAGGCGCUGUUAAUUGCUGAGCGGUCCGAGCUGGUCUGAAGGCUGACCACAAUGAUCUAACGUCUCUCUUCCGUUGUAGAUAACUGUCUUUUCUGAUGAUAGUAUACUGCUUGGUGACGGCCAUCAAUGGUUCAUCCAGAAGUCAUUUUUAUUGAAGUGUGUCUUCAUUAGUUCCUCUGUACGGUUUUCCUCUUGUUUUCAGCUGAAUUGUGGGUUUCUGGUUUCAAAGCAUUGCGUUGAUUCAUUGCCUGGGUGUAGUAUGAUGUUUCAGUAAAGACUGCGGCAUGUGUGUGAUGUACCAUGCUGACGUCUUGUAUGGCAUGUGUGUGAUGUACCAUGCUGACCUCGUGUAAGCUUGUCGUGUAUGUUCCUGAAUAGUUCCCCUGAAUUUUGUGUAGGGUUUUUGUUCACGAACCAUGAGUUCAAGCAGCGUCCUCUUUUCACAGAUGAAUUGUAGUACCUCAUCCUUUCCUAGUGAAGUCAUGAUUAUGAUUACGAUUUCUUGCA